AAUAUAAAUUUAGAUUAAGAUUUUAGACGCAGUUGCUAGUGAAUACAGAAUAGUGAUUAUAAAUGAUUCAUGUUUAUUGUUCUGCGAUUUUCAUAAAAGAAAUUUUUCGCUUACCCAUCUWACAAUAAUUUUUUUUAAAUAUUGAUUAUUCAUCGUUUUUAUUACAAUCAGCAUUUGUAUUAACAUACUGUCAACUGUAAAACGAAUAACUUGCCAGUUUACAUACUAGUAUUUUUUUAAUUAAAAAAAGAAAACAUGGCACCAUCAGCUGCAGUGAGCAAGAGAGAUGAUGGUCCAUCAACAUCCGAAGAUUUCGAUUUAGAUAAGACAGCCGAAGAGGCGAAAUCUUUGAUUGAGAAAGUCAUCAGAGACGUUGGCAAAAAGUCUGCAACCAGACAAUUGCUUUUUGGUUCAGCGUCUGGAUGGGCGACCGGUUUUAUUAUGAUGAAAUURGGUAAAGCUGCUGCAUUCACAGUCGGAAGUGGCAUAUUAGCUCUACAACUAGCCAAUUCGAGUGGUUAUAUAAAAAUUAAUUGGGAUAAAUUGACCAGAGGUGUUGAAAGAGUGGCUGAACAAGUCGAAGACAGUACAAGUGACAAGAAACAAGGAUUAUUGAAAAAGGUCAGAAACAUUAUAGAGACCAACUCCAUUAUGGCUGCUGGAUUUACUGGUGGCUUCUUCCUUGGUGUCGCCUACUCAUAAACAGAUUAUCUAUAUGCAGCAUUUAAGAAUUCUUUGCACAACAUUUUAACUAUAACAAAUUCACAAGCUAAUAUUUAAAUAUUGCAUCUUUCGUAAAAUAAUAACUAUUAAGUUAUUAUAUAAGUACAAUAAUUCAAGAAAUAUAUUAAAACAUAUAUACUUAAUAUUCAUUUAAACCUUUUAAAUUGGACAUAAACCAUCAAUUGUUUUUUAAUUUUUGUAAGACAUUUCUUUAUGUAUUGACCGAUUUCAGGUGGGGCGCUUUGUUGACAAGAAACUUGAUAAGGCUGAGGAUUUAUUAAGGAAGAAAGAA
Messenger RNA from Diuraphis noxia (Russian wheat aphid), 1015 nucleotides. Its product is annotated as FUN14 domain-containing protein 1-like. Gene Ontology annotation, cellular component: mitochondrial outer membrane. The record is from RefSeq and is a predicted model, not a curated record. Lineage: Eukaryota; Metazoa; Arthropoda; Insecta; Hemiptera; Aphididae. Gene Ontology annotation, biological process: autophagy of mitochondrion.